AUGGAUUCCGACAAUGAAAACAGAAAUGAAAAAAAUGGUGAUCUGUCCAGGAACACUUUGGUCGCGAAAUGUGUAAUGAAAUCUAUAACACAUCCUUUGGACUAUGCUAGAUUUUUGGUUCAGAUUGGUCAUGAACCUAUGUCACCAUACAAUUAUAGAACUCUUCUUGGUGAACAACGUUUAAUUCUUCCUAAUUUAAUAACCUAUGCUAAGUAUAUUUAUUCAGUGGAUGGAUUUAAAGGAAUGUAUAUUGGAUUAGGUCCUAAGAUUUUAGGAAUUUGUAUUGAACAUUUUUCAUUUGUACUUGUAUCUGAUUACAUUAAAAGUGAUAAAAACUACAAUGUAGAUAAAGAUUCUGAUUUAGAAAUAUGGAAAAAAUGUGCAGUUAAUACAUCAAAAGAAAUAAUAUGUACAGCCACGAGUAUUGUAAUGAGCCAUCCCUUAUAUGUUGUUUCUAUGAGAAUGAUGGCUCAAUUUGUAGGUUAUGAACAUCGUUAUACUGUCGUGCUACAAUCACUUUCACUCAUUAAUCGUGAAGAAGGAGUAAAUGGUCUCUUUGCUGGAUUAAUUCCACGUCUAUUAGCUGGUUUAGGCACUGUCAUUCUUGUUAAUGUAGCAAAACAAGCAUUCUCACGUUAUUUGUUUGAUCCUUCACCCAUAGCUUUAAACAUAGCUGAUUUUGCUGCUUCGUAUUUAGCUAAUGCUGCUACAUAUCCUUUCAAUGUUGUAACCGCUUGUAUAGCAAUCAACAACUGCGGAUUAGCUGCUGGUAUGCCUCCAGAUAUGCCAGUAUUUGGAAAUUGGUUGGAAUGCAUGAGAUAUAUGUACAGGUUUGAUCAGUUGAACCGUGGCUCAUCAACUUGGUUCAGACGUGUACCGCAGGCACAACCAAAACUUUUAAAAUUACUUUAAUUUAGGCAACUUGCCAUUAAAAUAAUUUUAUGCUUAUUAUUAUUUAUAUGUCUA
Messenger RNA from Sipha flava (yellow sugarcane aphid), 966 nucleotides. Its product is annotated as mitochondrial carrier homolog 1-like. The transcript has 7 exons. NCBI's taxonomy places the organism in Eukaryota, Metazoa, Arthropoda, Insecta, Hemiptera, Aphididae. The coding region runs from base 1 to 912 and encodes 303 amino acids. The record is from RefSeq and is a predicted model, not a curated record.